Molecule: messenger RNA, 4776 nt
Organism: Sordaria macrospora k-hell
Lineage: Eukaryota; Fungi; Ascomycota; Sordariomycetes; Sordariales; Sordariaceae
Source: RefSeq, a predicted model, not a curated record
AUGAAGGAUAACUGCCUUCGCCUGCGUCUCGUCGUUCGACGUCACUCCCUCCCCGAGGUCAGAAUCAUCCACCACGUCCCUCUGGAGAACGACCCAACCAUUGCCGACCUCGUCGACCAGAUCAACGAGAUCAUUCCCCUCGAGAGCCCGGAAUGGGGCCUUGAAGACUACGUAGUCGAGCUCCGCAACAAGGAAGGCUACGCCUUCGAAUGCCUGCACUUCCAGCAGGUUGCCAAUGUCCUCAAGGAUGAGGAAGAAGUAUUUGUCCGACCCCUCGUCACCGGUGACCGAAAGCGCCGUCUGCUGUCCGGCCGUGAGCAAAUUUCCAACGAUGGCAGACACCUGAUUGACGGCGUUCCCUUUGGCCGACCUCGGCUCCGGUCUCCCAGAGACAGGCCCCCGGUCGACAUCCCUCCUCUUAAGCGGAGAAGAAUCGAGUACAAUACAAUCGAGCAUGAUGACGAACAAGCUGAACCCCUCUUCCUCACCCGCAAUGGCGAAGGCUCUGAGGACCGUGAGAGCAUCCGACAAGUCCGCUUCAACAACGCCGGCUUCGAUACCAACGAGGACGAGGAAGAAGACGAUGACUUUGUCGACCAAGAGCAAUAUGGUGAUGAGGAUGAGGAAGAGGAGACCGAAGACGAAGAUGACGACUACGAGAUCAACCCAGACGAACUUGUGGAUGAACUCGAGGGUCUCCAAGAGGCCGAGUCAAGAGAAGAAACUCCAGCCGACGAGGACAACGUUGAACAGCCUGUCGACAUCAGCCCCGCCAAGUCUCAAAAGUCCAUCGACCUCUCAGACAUUGAUAGGAUCGCUGCUCUCCGGGCUGCUUUCCCCAGGGUCUCGGUCGACGUCUGCGAGAAGCUCCUCCUUCAGCACGAUAGCAACGAGAGGAAGGUUUACUGGAAGCUCCGACGCAGGAACCGUCCCCACAUGACCGUGCAACAGAUGCUAGCCUACAAGAGACGCCUGCAAAUCCAGGAACCUGAAGCAGCGAUGGAGGACGAACUCGAGGCGGAAGCUUCUGAACAGAGCGAUGCCGAAUCUGUCGCUUCUUUGGUCAAGCAUUACGAUGAGCACGGCUUCCCUGCCGGCUCCGUCCUCGAUGGCUCAGCUAACCGUCACAUGGUUGAGACCCUGCGCAUGUCGGGUCAAGAUGUCAAGCUUCCUGUUCACAAGAAGUUUGAUGAUGAUGAUGAGGAGGAUAAUGAGGGCACUGUCCAGCCCGCCAAAGUUGCUGCUCCGACUGACGAGAACGAGAUUCCUCUCGACUCAGAAGAGGAUGAUUUGGAGGCAGACCUUGAUUUCGACGAGGACGAAGAGGACUUGUCUGAAAAGGACUCUGACGCCUCUGACGCCUCUGACGACUCGGAUGCUGUUUCCCUCUCCGAUGGAGCGGAAGAGGUCUUGGACGAAGAUGAUCUGAACGAAUCCUCCGACGAAGGAUCCGCUGCUAGUGACAGCGAAAGUGGCCCCGAGGUCUAUACCACGAAAGUAAAGCCCCCCGCGGAGAUGGUCGCCCCCAAGAGCCCCCAGCCCAAUGACGAAUCCUCAAGUUCUGACGAGAGCGACAGCGACAGUAAUAGUGACGACGACAGCAGCUCAGAGGAGGACGCAUCCAGUAACGAGAGCGACUCCGAGGAUGAGGAGGACGAUUCCAGCAGUGACGAUAACAACAGCAGUGACUCCGAUAGCUCUUCUCCCGACAAUGCCAACGCGAAUUCCGACAAUGAUAAUAGCAGCGAUUCAGAGUCCGAUUCCAGUGGCAGCAAUGAUGACGACUCGGAUGACGAACCAGUAACUUCAAGUUCCAAACAUGCCAACAUUACCAAGGCUGUAUUCCGGCCCAUCAGCCAACAAUCAGGUACCUUUGAUACGGCCACCCUUGAGCCUUCAAGUGCACCCAACGACCAACUGGCCCAAGGCCCGGUUCCUCCAGGCCAAGGCAAGAACAAAACGAGGAUGAGGAACCAACGACGGAGGCUUUCUGCUAAGAUGAGAAAGACCGCGUCUAGAGACACUUCAAUCAUUGGUUCAACCUCCGGCCAUGAUGCGGAGACCUCGACACCGGCUGACCUAGAGGCCAAGAGGAUGGCCUUGCUCCAGUCACUCGGUCAUCUUGAGUAUCUCGGCAAGCCAGCUGUAGUAGAAAAGCCUGUCGAUAAGCCUGCAGCUCCCGCUACAGAGAUCGAAAAGCCUGAGGCCUCUCCUGACGCCACAACCUCUGCCCCGGCUAAGCGCAAGACGAAGCUCGACGUUGACGCUGGCCGUCGCAUGCUGUUCGGAUCUCUUGGUCUCAAGAACCCCAAGUCUCAAGAGGAUGAGGAGAAGAUCCGCGCUAGCUUGAUGAAGGGUGUCAAGCCUCUGGUCAAUCAUCGUGUGGAGGAUGCGAAGAAAGACGCCGAAGUUACCGUAACCCAAGUCGAUCCUGAUGCUUGGCGCCAAAAGAUCAACUAUAUUGCCGUCGAGUGCGUCGAGGAAGGCAUCGAGCUCAGCGAACCUCCCUUUCCAUUCUACCAACGCUGGGAUCCCCAACAGCAGAACUACUGGGGCAGUGGCCGUGGAGGACCCUCGAAGCGGAAGCAGCAGAACCAGGAGGAGUACGAGGAGGAGGAGCCGGGUACCAAGAAGAGAAAGGUGUCAGACGAAGAGGAGAAUGUUGUCUUGAACUACGACGAGGAGGAUCCCGAUGCUUAUGCGGCUCAGGAUCACCACGAGGAGGAACAAGAUGAGGAAGACUAUGAUGAGGAGGAGGAGUACGAUGAGGAGGAGUACGAUGAGGAGGAGCAUGAGAACGAGGAGGAAGACUUGCCUCCCCUUCCUGCCGAUUUGACCACCCUGUCUCUGCUCCAACCGGGACAGGCCAAGGCUGGAAUGGUCAUCACGUGGAAGCAGUUUCUGCUCUCCAAGGCUACGAACUGGCAACCUCAGGUUAUGAACAUGACGGGAACCGUUGUUGAGGUCUGGGAUCAAAAUGAUCUACGUAUUCUCCUUGCCAAACGGGAUAGGAACCUCGAUGUCAACGAGAAGGUCUAUGAUGAUGAGGGCAACCGAGUCUAUGACAAGUUUGAGGUUCCGGAGGACGAGGAUGACGGCGAUGAGGAUGCCGAAAAGGGUUACCGCACCAUCAACUUGGCCGACAUGAUGGAGCCACGAGUGCUGCGUCAAUCGGAUGAUGAGGUGCUCGUUCCCGAGACCCAACACCAAGGCAACAUCACCCCGGCGACUGAAAAUGUGGAUAGUAAGGCAAGCUCCCGUACUCUCGAUCAUAAGGUGCCUUCGGAGCCCGAGUCCCAAAUUCAGGAAAGCGUCAUCCCUGAUACGUGCCAUGGAAGCUCUGCCGAUCUUCAAGCUGCGCAGGUGACUUCCGCUGGCAAUGUCUCCAUCAUCGACGGUCUCCGCCCGGAAGCCAGCCUGAUCGGAACCGGCUCGCGUCCGGAGGCAUCCGCCUCCGUGUCUCACGACGAACAUCCAAACGUAAGCAACCCCUCGCCACAGCCUGUAACAGCACCCGAACCGCCGUCAUCUCCCCAACAUGGUCCCGGCGCACCCCCGUCCGAAGGCCACAACACCCCUCCGCGCAGCUCCGUUCUCGGUGACGAGCUGCCGGACGCUACGGCUCUCCCUUCCCAGGAGCUUGAAUCCCAGCGUAUUACACUUGAGCCGUUCAACGGAUUCUCUGAUGGACUGGAACAGGCAGCUGACAAUCGGGGUAGCUAUGUUAGCUAUGCUAGGUUUGCUGUCAUCCCUUCCGACACGGGUGGCGUUCGUAGCGGAAGGCAGCCGGACCCGGAGUUCAGCAUUGAUUUGGGAAAUAACGAGAUUCUCGACCGGUUUGAGCUUGCGGAGGAGGAUGAUGUGCCGAUGGCGGGAUCAGAUCACGAAGAUGAUGGCGAGGAGGAUCACCAAGAGGACGAAGAGGAGGAGCAGGAGGAUAUUGAAGAGGAAGAUCAACAGGAUAUUGAAGAGGACGAACAAGAGGAAUCACGACAGUCUACACCUAGACCCCAGCGAACAUCACUAUCCGAAGAACCUGCUAGUCCCGCACUCUCCAACAUGUCUGCUUCAACUGACGACUCCUUCCCCUCUCUGAGCCAAACCAUCACAAAAUCUAGUCAACGCAAAGCCAGCCAGCAGCCCAAAUCAACCCCCAGAGAUGCCGCCCCUAGCACCAGCCAGACUCGUAAAUCCUUGGACGCUGCAAAUCUGGACUACGAGCGGACUAUGAAGCGAUUGGACGAGAAAGAGUCCUCUCAAGAGUCCACUACGAUGGACGACACACAGAUUAAACUAGAGAAGCGUCGCCAAUUAUCCGAGCUCGCCCAGAAACUAUCCAAGACACCCAUCGAGCGUCCACCUCGGAGGCUGCCUUUUCGCCGUACAUCCACCCCUUCCAAGCUGAACCAAACCACCACUGUCACCACGAAGUCGACAAGAACAACUCGCUUCAGUGGUUCCUUCGUCAUCCCCGAGGGUUCGCAAGUCGUCGAGCUCCUGUCUAGCAGCCCUGAGCCUGAGCUGAAUGAAGAUUAUGCGGACGAUGAUGUGGACGAGACGUAUCAUGACUCGAGUCCGGGCACUAGUCAGAGUCAGCAUAGGGCGCCGCCGUCCACAGCCCCUAAUGCGUCGGCUUCAUUUUCGACACCGAGGAGGAAUCUGUUUAGUAGCACGAGGUUGAGUUCCACCCAGGUCGCCAGUCCGAGGAGGAGCCAGCCGAGUAUCAUCACGGGAUCGUUGCGGAAGAAUAGGGGUUCCGCUUCUUCUUCCAAGUAG